Messenger RNA from Scaptodrosophila lebanonensis, 925 nucleotides. RefSeq lists its product as uncharacterized. The transcript has a single exon. NCBI's taxonomy places the organism in Eukaryota, Metazoa, Arthropoda, Insecta, Diptera, Drosophilidae. The coding region runs from base 19 to 699 and encodes 226 amino acids. The record is from RefSeq and is a predicted model, not a curated record.
CACUCGAAAAAGGCCACAAUGCAGUGUCGGAUGCUUUCGCUGGUGCUGUUGUUGGUGCUGUUGCUGAUGCUGAUGCAGGGGCAACUGGGGGCGCUGGCCCAAAAUCCGAUAGAGCAAAUGGCUUUGGGCGCCAUGAGUGUGGCUGGAAACAUUGCGGAGACCAUACAGUCAGGUGCUGCCAUCGAUAGGCAAAUCGGUUUUGAAAAUCCCUUUAUGAGCGUGCGUUCCAAGACGGCGGUAGGCUACGGUCAGGCCAUCAGACCGCGCGGUGCCGAUGACAGCAGCGAUGAGUCCGACGGCAGACGACGCAAGCGGGAGGCGCCGAUGGAGAGGCAGCUGCUGCCACAUCUUCAUCGCACUCGACGGGCGCCCUGCAUGUGGUCCAUGAUGGGGCAGCAGAAAACGGAUGAAGCGGAAGAUGAUGUGGAGGCGCGCAAGAGACGCGCGGCCGCUCGCCGGGCAACGAACAAUGCGCAGCGCACGCGUAAGGUGCGCAAGAAGAAGCACAUUCAGAGCCAGAGACGGAGACGACAGGUGCCUGAGCAACAACAAAUGCUAGGAGAUCAGUUUGGACAGCAGCCACCAAGUUUCGGGCAGCGCUUACAGGGAAUGUGGGUGUCGUUUAUGGACUCUGUGACGGAUGUAAUACAACAAAUACGCAAUAAGGUAGCAGGCAACAACAACAAUCAACAGCAAUAAAUCGAUAAAGACACUUGAAGAUAAAGAUAUUCCCUUAUUUUUAAGCCAAGCAAAUCCAAGUAUUUUAUAGUCUAGCGAAAUCAUAUAAUGAAUAGCUUUAAUGCAGAUUUGAUGUACAUUUUCUAUUGUAGCUGCACCCAUGGCCAUAGCCUUACCUGAGGCAUGGAUUGUAACUAGUUGUUAAGCCUUUUUUUUCUGCUUAUAAAACAUUUUUGUUAUCAAUUUA